AUGGAGAAGUCCAACGAUGUCGAGGCUGGCAAGGGGCCAUCAUCGAUCCCACACUGGCGCCUGGUAGCAGACCAAGGCCUUGUCACCGAUGAAGUUAUGAACUGGAAUUACCCAGGUUCAGGAACUGAAGAGGAUCCCUACGUUGUCAACUGGAUCACAAACGACCCUCGCAACCCACAGUUGUUUUCAGAGUUCAAGAAAUGGGGUCUCACCGCUUUGGUCGCCAUUGCUACCCUUGCAGUUGCUUUCGUCUCUUCCGCAUACUCUGGUGGUAUCAGGGAAAUUCUCAUCGAGUUCCAUUCUUCGCAGGAAGUUGGUAUUCUCGGUGUUUCUCUCUUCGUNCUUGGUUUCGCUAUCGGUCCCCUUCUCUGGGCACCGCUUUCUGAAAUGUUCGGUCGUCAAGUACUCUUUAUCACUACCUAUGCUGGUCUGACAGCAUUCAAUGCUGGAGCUGCUGGUGUUAACUCUAUGGCCGGCCUCAUCGUCUGCCGAUUUUUCGCUGGUGCCAUCGGUUCUUCUCCUCUCACCAAUGCUGGUGGUGUUAUCGCCGACAUGUUCUCCGCUAACGAGAGAGGUCUCGCUAUGACACUGUUCGCUGCUGCUCCCUUCAUGGGACCCGUGCUUGGCCCAAUCGUCGGAGGCUUCGUUGGCGAGACUAUCGGCUGGAGAUGGGUUGAGGGCGUUAUGGCAAUCUUUACUGGUGUGCUUUGGAUUGCUGGCUCACUUCUCAUCCCCGAGACUUACCCACCUGUGCUUCUUCGUAAGCGUGCUGCAAAGAUGUCUAAGAUGACUGGCAAGGUCUACCGCAGCAAGGGUGAUGUUGACCAAGGUCCUACAACUUUCGGCAAAGUCUUCAAGACAUCCCUCCUGCGCCCUUGGGUUCUGCUUUUCAAAGAGCCAAUUGUGCUCCUUUUGUCGAUUUACAUGGCUAUCAUCUACGGAACCCUCUACAUGCUCUUCGCUGCCUUCCCUAUUGUCUAUCAACAAGGCAGAGGCUGGAGCGCAGGUAUUGGCGGUUUGGCUUUCCUCGGUGUCGCUGUGGGUAUGAUCGGAGCUGUCAUAUACUCUAUCUUCGACAACAAGCGCUAUGUCAAGGUAUCCAACGAGAACGAGGGUUUCGCUCCGCCUGAGACCCGACUUCCUCCAUGCAUCCUGGGCGUGGCNAUCAUGAACUACCUUAUAGAUUCAUACACCAUCUUCGCUGCAUCAGUUCUUGCAGCCAACUCCGUCUUGCGUUCGCUCUUCGGUGCCGCUUUCCCUCUCUUCACUACCUACAUGUACGACAACCUUGGCAUUCAUUGGGCCUCGUCCAUUCCUGCCUUCCUCGCACUCCUGUGCGUCCCUAUGCCAUUCCUCUUCUACAAGUUUGGACCUAAGAUUCGCGAGAAUUGUAAAUACGCCAAGCAGUCUAUGGACUUCAUGAAGAACAUGCAGAGACAGAUGGCAGGUGGUGAAAGCAAGGAGGACGAGCAGAAGGAAGAACAAGAGGCCUUUGACUACUCAUAUGAGGACGAGUCCCACGGUGAUGCCGAGACACCCAAAUUUGAGGAGAUCAAGACCGGAAACGACAACCAAGGACUCGGAGGUGGCAGACUCUCUCGCACUUCUACCUACGAGCACAAUCCUUACGACAUCGAUCGCGUCAAUACACGGGAUUCGUUCUCCAAGCCCAGGUCUCGAGCUUCGAGCAUGCGCCGUGGCGCUUAA
Molecule: messenger RNA, 1707 nt
Organism: Aureobasidium musti
Lineage: Eukaryota; Fungi; Ascomycota; Dothideomycetes; Dothideales; Saccotheciaceae
Source: the annotation of a GenBank genome assembly